CAAAUUAGCUUCCAUGUUGUUGGCUUCCGCACUGCGACAUUUUGGUUCUCACACUGCAUGCAAUGAUGCACAGGCAAGCUGAGAUUGAAGCUGAGAGAAUUGGUGUUGGUGUCACCCCAGAAGCUCAAAGAUUAUUUGAUGCAUUGUCGAAGACGCUUCCAGUUCAUUGGGACAAGACCGACAUUGUUGUAAUGAAGGAGGUUCGUGUAUGCAGUCCCUACCUGCCUGAAAAUGUCAGCGGCGGAACAUCAGCUGCUAAUGAACGGGUUAAGAAAGUGCUGGACUUUGAGAGGAAAAGACAACAUGUGCGUGUACCUGGCCAAUUCUAACUUGUUCGACUUGACAAUUUUCCACCUCAACUCCUGCUGUGAUCUGUUUCUAAAUCCGACCUUAUUCGUCCAGUUUCAUCAGUUGAAUUUUCUAAAAAUCUGUUUCAGCAUGCCGUUCUCACAAACUACCACACUAGCAAGCUUAUUGAUACUCUGCUAUUAGAUGCCGUAUGUGGUGGUGAAUAAUUGCAGCACGCCGUGCUGAUAAUUCUGUGGCUGAUAGUGAAAGGUUGUGUGGCUGAAGCAAACUAAGGAAAGAAAAUAGAUUGGUGGCACUGAAAGAAUAGGAAGUUGUAUUAACAACUAAGAAAAGAUGCGGAGCAAAGCCAAAACUGAAAAUUAGUCUCUCAGACUUUGUAUUACUCUUCCUGGUGGAAUAAUAUUUCCAGCUUGUGAUGUUGUA
Triticum urartu is the source of this 732-nucleotide messenger RNA. Lineage: Eukaryota; Viridiplantae; Streptophyta; Magnoliopsida; Poales; Poaceae. The record is from RefSeq and is a predicted model, not a curated record.